Myripristis murdjan (pinecone soldierfish) is the source of this 3719-nucleotide messenger RNA. It is a transcript of the gene plag1, whose product is annotated as pleiomorphic adenoma gene 1. The coding region runs from base 392 to 1831 and encodes 479 amino acids. The transcript has 3 exons. Gene Ontology annotation, biological process: regulation of gene expression. NCBI's taxonomy places the organism in Eukaryota, Metazoa, Chordata, Actinopteri, Holocentriformes, Holocentridae. Gene Ontology annotation, cellular component: nucleus. The record is from RefSeq and is a predicted model, not a curated record.
AUUGAGUUUUAUUAAAAGGGACUGAAAAUGACAUUCAAAUGAAAGUGACAGCAGUUUACACAAAUCAAAAAUAAGAGGUGGGAGGAACUUGAGAUGGGCGUGGCUAAACUGUAGUUUGGGUGCAUCGCAGCGCAUACACAAUGGCUGCUGGAAAGAGGGGAAAGCAAACAAUUUUCAGGCCCGCCGCGUCUAGCAAAAAAUAUGAGAAAAAAAUUAUUAAAAAUUCGGAAAAUAGUUGAAAGUCAAGAAAAACUCAACAGAAAGGAUGUUAAAGCAUCCGGGGCCUCUGAGUCCGGGCGUUAUUGAGCACAUAAAACUGGAUAGGGCAAUUGAAUCGAUACUAGUUCGGUGCUGAGCCCCUCUCCAUGUAGCUGAUCUGCCUUAGGGUGCCAUGGCCACGGGAACCCAGGGCCACCGUGACCACGUCCUGGAGAAAGCCAAGCUUGUGCCGGCCACAGGGAGGCGUAGAAGAGCAGAGGGGAAGCCGAAGAAGAAUUUCCCCUGCCAAGUGUGCCAGAAGGCUUUCAACAGUGUGGAGAAGCUGAGGGUGCACUCAUACUCUCACACAGGAGAAAGACCCUACCGCUGCUCCCAUCCCGACUGCACCAAGGCUUUCGUCUCCAAAUACAAGCUGCUACGGCAUAUGGCAACUCACUCGCCAGAAAAAAACCACAAGUGUUCAUACUGUGAGAAAAUGUUCCAUCGCAAGGAUCACUUAAAGAAUCACCUGCACACUCACGACCCAUACAAGGAGGCGUUCACCUGUCAGCAGUGUGGCAAGAGCUAUAACACCAAGCUGGGCUUCAAACGCCACGUAGCCCUUCACGCAGCCAACAGUGGAGACCUCACCUGCCAAGUGUGCUUGCAGCCCUUUGCCAGCACAGGGGUUCUUCUGGAGCACCUCAAAACCCACGCUGGCAAGUCCUCUGGCGGGACCAAAGAGAAAAAACAUCGCUGCGAGCACUGUGAACGGCGAUUUUACACCCGUAAAGACGUGCGGCGCCACAUGGUGGUGCACACUGGACGUAAGGAUUUCCUUUGUCAAUACUGUGCCCAGCGCUUUGGUAGGAAGGACCACCUGACACGUCACGUGAAGAAGAGCCAUGCUCGGGAGCUGAUGAGGGUAAAAACUGAGCCAGCUGAUUCGCUGGAGCCCUUUGUCUGUGACCUAGCACCCGGGGGCAUUAAAGGCGAGCUCCCCAGCAUGCUGGCACCCCGACAGCUUCAGCUCAACAUGUACACAGGUGCCGUCCUGGACACAGAGCCCUUCCCCAACCCAACACACCCUUUCUCUUUAAAGUAUCCGCUGGGCUCCAACUUUACCUCAUACACCGUCUCCUCACAGGAGCGGGAGCAGAACCUAAAGGGAGAACUGGAGACCUACCUUAUGGAGCUGCAGAGCACCAUGCCUUCCUCUUCAUCUACGGCCGAAGACACUCAGCUGUCCGCCUCCAAACUGGAGUUGGAACCACAAGUGGGCAUGCUGGCAGAACCAAGUGAGGAGGUCUCCCUGUCCAAAAUCUCUACCCCCUCAGCAGCAGCCACUGUGGCAGGUGACUCGCUGGCUUCAUCCUCCUCUCUGCUGGACUUCUCGCAACUCUUCAACUUCCUGCCUUUGAACGGGCCUCCAUACAACCAGGCAAGCAGCAGCGGAGGCCUGGGCGUCCUCUACCCACCUGCUGAAGAGCAGGCACCUCUGGUUCAGCUGGGCCCCCAGCCUCCUGAAGGCCCCGAGGCUGCAGAAAGCCCCCUCCAAGGGCUCACCUCCUCCUUCAUAUCCAGUCUGAGCACACCCACCACACUGCCCCGCUUCCACCACGCUUUCCAGUGACCCAGUAUGUACACAUUAACUCUGAUACAGACCUGCUUGUCAAGCUGCAUGUCCACACCAGUCCGCUGCUCUGGACAGAGAACCAUGCCAGUAACACAUUAGCACUUCUGUCCAAUGAAUCUCAUAACAUGCAGAGAGAACCAUGUGUUGAUCAGCAAUGACAGCAGUACACACACACACACACACACACACACACACACACUCACACUCACACUCACACACACCUCCACCUCCUCCAUGUAGCUUUCCAGUGGGUACUGUUUGGAUGUUUAGAAGAUUUCAGUUUGUUAUCGUUUCAGUCAUUCACUGACAGUUGGCAGAUCCUCACCACCACUAUUCCCUCACGCUAACCUUUCAGUCAUGUCAGUUCACACAUUAGUUCAUUUUUUGAGUUAUGAGAAGUGUUCAUGUAGGUGAAUUAAAAUAGAAAUGAGAUUGCAGUGAUAUUUCCCUUUCUAUACCUAUGCCCCUAUGUUUUAGAGCAGUUUGACAUUAGUGUGCAGUUUUUGCAUUGUAUUUUGUUUUUCAUAUAGCACUUUGAACUUUUGUGAUGUUGAAUCUCAUCACAUCUGAUCUUUUGUCACACAUCUUUGUUUUUUUGUGGUAGGAUUUGAAGCAAUCCACACAGCAGAAAUCCAUGUUGUUGUAGACUAGGUACUGAGUAGCAACUACUGAGCGGCAGUAUUAAAGUUUGAAAAGUUUUUUUUGUUUUGUUUUGUUUUGUUUUGUUUUGUUUUGUUUUGUUUUGUUUUGUUUUGUUUUGUUUUGCUUGGCAAAGUUUCAUCUUAAUUCUUCAAUAGGGGGCUUUUUCAUGAACUUUAAGCUCCUCCAGCCCCAAACCAAAGUGAACCAAAUGUAAACAGGCAUGGCUGCUAGUUGUUGAAAUACAUGCUGUUCUGUUCAGCUAGCUGAAGGAUCCAUCUCAAACUAGUUGAGUGAGUGUGUUUAAUGUGUGGGCAUGUUCCAGUAUUCCCCUGUAGACUAUCACAGCAGCCACAGUCAGACAGCUAAGAUCAGCCAUGUAUUUGAGCAUCAGUAAAAUAUACUCACUCUGAAACCUGGCAUAUUAUGCUUUUAACCGUGGGAUACACACACAUAUGACCCCCAACAGUCACAGUGCCACAGGCUGAUCCAGCCAGCUUGCAGGAAAGGAUUCGUCUCAGCUGCCCAAGUGGUCAUGAUUCAUCAUAGAAAUGAGUGCCAACUAACUAUCUCAUAUUAAUAGUCAAAAAAACAAAACAAAACAAAAAAAAAACUAAGCUGUGUCAUUGCUGAUGGUUUUGAACAUGGUUACCCACCUGUUCCCACUCUGCCCUUGUUCAUAUCAUCUUCCUUUAUUUAUUAAAACAUAGAUAGAAACAGUUUUGUCAAGGAAAAAAUAAACACUCCAUUGAUGAAGAAAAUUAGUGGAAAUGAAUAGUGUAGCGAGAAUAGCAUAAUCAGGCACAUGAACUAUAUCCUUAAUGAUGUUUUCAUGUGUUUACUUUGGUGUAGUAGGAUUUUGACUUCUAAGAAGUGUAGUGACAAAUAACUGAUAGAGUCCUUAAUGUAAAGGCUGGCCAUCAGUCAGCUUUGGUUUCCAUGUAGUUUGAGUAAAACUUAGUUUGCAAUCAUUUCAAAUGUUGGAGUGAAACAAAGAAACAAACACAUUUGAGUUAUGAUGGGAUGAAAGUUGCAUUAGCUCAUAUACAUAGCAAAUCUUAACCUUUGAAGGGUUUCUACUUGUUCAUCUAUAAUUGAUAUGGUCAAAUAUGUUGAAGGCAAUAUUUCAUGACUGAUCCAAACUCUCCUCAAUGACAUACAGAGCUGAGCUUGUUAUUAAGUUUUGCUUUGAAGCAGAGACAUGCUAUAUUUCUAUUAUGUGCAGUUCUUCAAAUCAAGAGUCAGC